Gastrolobium bilobum is the source of this 2202-nucleotide messenger RNA. Its product is annotated as aspartic proteinase nepenthesin-2-like. The coding region runs from base 366 to 2015 and encodes 549 amino acids. Gene Ontology annotation, biological process: proteolysis. Lineage: Eukaryota; Viridiplantae; Streptophyta; Magnoliopsida; Fabales; Fabaceae. The record is from RefSeq and is a predicted model, not a curated record. The transcript has a single exon. Gene Ontology annotation, molecular function: aspartic-type endopeptidase activity.
GUCUUUCUCAUUCAUGGUUACUAAUAAAGUCACACAUCUCAAAGUUUAGAGUCACUUUGUAACCUUUUCAUUCUUUCUGCCUUCUCUCACCAUUUUUUCCUCCAAAAAUUAUUUCCCAUUUGCUAAACGAGCAUCUUAACCUCAAAAGUUCACAUUUUUUUAUUUUUAUUUAUUUAUUUCGAGUUACUUUGCCAAUCCCCAUCUCAAUUCAUUUUUCCUCAAACCUUGAUUUUUUUUUUUUUUUUUUUUUUUAUGUUUUUGCUCUUUACUCUUUCUGAGUUUGUGUCCCAGAUUUUAUCCCUAAAAUUCUGUAAGGUGCUUGAUUUAGGAUAUUCUUUGGCUCCAAGAAAGAAGAUAUCAUAACUAUGGCUUUUAAGGUUUCUCUCAUUCUGGUUCUCCUUGUAAUAUGCUCCUGUGUUGUGGAAUCCGUUUCUGGGAAUCACAUUCAUAGUAGUCCCAACAAGAAUGGAUCUUCUCUGGCUGGCAUAAAAUUUCCUGAUCAUCCAAGUUAUGGUGCUGUCUCUUCUUCUGGGGACACUGGUUGUAGCUUCUCAGGUACAGAGACUGAUGACGAUGAAGGUGAUAGUGAAGGUGAGGCUUUUCUAGCAGCAAAACCACACAAGCAACCGGUGAAACUCCAUUUGAAACACCGGUCAGUGAGCAAAGAUGAUGAGCCUAAAAAAUCUGUGAUUGAUUUCACAGUAAGGGAUUUCACCAGAAUUCAGACUCUUCAUAGGAGGGUCAUAGAAAAGAAGAAUCAAAACACAAUUUCAAGGUUUCAAAAACAACAGGAACAGUCAAAGCAGUCCUACAAGCCAGUGGUUCCUCCGGCGGCUUCACCGGAAUAUUUUGCCGGUGGACGUUCCAGCCAGCUUGUGGCAACCUUGGAAUCCGGGGUUAGUCUUGGCUCUGGUGAGUACUUCAUGGAUGUGUUUGUGGGUACACCUCCAAGGCAUUUUUCUCUAAUACUUGAUACUGGUAGUGACCUUAAUUGGAUUCAAUGUGUUCCUUGCAUUGCUUGUUUUGAGCAAAGUGGGCCAUAUUAUGAUCCUAAAGAUUCUACUUCUUUUAAGAAUAUAAGCUGUGAUGAUCCUCGGUGCCAAUUGGUUUCAUCCCCGGAUCCACCUAAGCCUUGCAAGGUUGAGAAUCAGAGUUGUCCCUACUUUUACUGGUAUGGGGAUAGUUCCAAUACAACCGGGGAUUUCGCACUUGAGACUUUUACUGUUAAUCUUACAACGCCUAAUGGGAAGUCCGAGUUCAAGCGUGUGGAGAAUGUGAUGUUUGGUUGUGGUCAUUGGAAUAGAGGUCUAUUUCAUGGUGCUGCUGGUUUGCUAGGAUUGGGGAGAGGAUCAUUGUCAUUUGCUUCUCAGCUGCAAUCUCUUUAUGGUGGUUCCUUUUCCUAUUGUCUUGUGGAGAGGAAUAGCAAUACAAGUGUCAGCAGCAAAUUGAUCUUUGGUGAGGACAAGGAACUGCUUAGCCACCCCAAUUUGAAUUUCACUUCUUUUGUUGUUGGGAAAGAGAACCAGGUUGAUACAUUUUACUAUGUUCAGAUAAAAUCUGUCAUGGUUGAUGAUGAGGUACUAAAGAUACCAGAGGAGACUUGGCUUUUGUCACCAGAAGGUGCUGGUGGUACAAUAAUUGAUUCUGGUACCACUCUAACUUAUUUUGCUGACCCUGCUUAUGAGAUUAUCAAGGAGUCUUUUAUGAAGAAAAUUAAGGGCUAUUCACUUGUUGAAGGCCUUCAUCCUCUAAAGCCAUGUUAUAAUGUAUCUGGAUUUGAAAAGAUUGAGCUACCUGACUUUGGAAUCUUGUUUGCUGAUGGAGCAGUGUGGAAUUUUCCAGUAGAGAAUUACUUUAUCCAGAUUGAGCCAGAUGUCGUUUGUUUGGCUAUUUUGGGAACUCCUAGAUCUGCCCUUUCAAUAAUUGGAAACUAUCAGCAGCAGAAUUUUCACAUACUGUAUGACAUGAAGAAAUCCAGACUUGGGUAUGCACCAAUGAAGUGUGCUGACGUUUAACAUUUUGUUAGGUUCAAUUGUGUAUAGUCUUAUAAUUGUAAACAUGGUGUCAUUGAGGGGUUUGAUUUUUGGGUUUUCCCUUAGAUGGAAAGUGUAUACACAGAAAAAGAAAGAAAUAAAAGAAAGAUCAGGUUAUGUUUUUCAGGUGAUUGUAGAACUAGGCUUCUAGUAAUUACAGAACUGGGUC